Molecule: messenger RNA, 1105 nt
Organism: Brassica napus (rape)
Lineage: Eukaryota; Viridiplantae; Streptophyta; Magnoliopsida; Brassicales; Brassicaceae
Product: autophagy-related protein 18f-like
Exons: 3
Coding region: 1-609 (202 amino acids)
Source: RefSeq, a predicted model, not a curated record
AUGAUCCAGAACCAAUCUAGAAGAGAGAUGCAAGAUCAACACAGUGAUGUAUAUGGAGGUGGGGCAAGUUCGGAUUCUAAGAGUAAAGUGUUUCCGGAGAUUGUUAGGAGCAGAGUGCUGAUGAGUCUUGGAAAGUUACUAAGAGAGGAAAGGCUCGUGUGGAGGAUAAGCAUCAGAUGUACAUGUCUGAAGCAGAACUGCAAAUGUAUGAGCCGAGUCAGUUACCAUUAUGAGGAAGGAGAAAUGUUUAGGUUUCAAGAGUGGGUGUUGGAUGUGGAUGAAGAGAGUAAUGGUUGUGGAGGAGGGGAGAUGGAGAUUGAAGGAAUCCAAACAAGAACGGUUGAAGCAAGGACAAGAGGUUUGGUUCCAGUGUGGGGUUAUCUCCAGUCUUCAAAACCCCAACAAGUGAUGAGAGAAUCAUUCCAGAGUCCAAGGAACACUACACAAGGUGAUCAGGUGACUCCUCUAGAGGGUCAUGGAACAGAGACUGAGUUCGGAGUUGUACAUGGCAAGGAAGAGAACUUGAGAUCAGAAGAAGAGAGCGUGAGGUCUGAAGAAGGUAGCUCGAUAUCAGAAAGACCUAAGCCCAUGAUUAUCGAGGUUUGUUAAUGAGGUUUCUUUACCAAAAUUAGUGUGUGGGUCCCACCAAAAUUAUAAAAUCGGUGACAGAAAGGCAUGAGAUAAGGAUCUAUUGUGGUGGGUUUUUUGCACUGUUCGCGGACCCACCGACACGUGCCGGUCCGCGAUUGGUGCGGUUUUAAAUUUUUUUUUAUAAUUAGACAAAUUUUUUUUUUUUUAAGAAACCCAGAAGGAUUAUAGGGUCAAUGAUGCUCUAACGAAGGUAUUGCAAAAGAGUUGGAAUAGAAGGUGAUGUUGUUAUUCGUUUAUUUAUUUCACCACAAAUUCAGCUUCAUGUUCACAUACAGAAGAACAAACAUAACUGUGGAAAAAUUGUAUAGAAAAAGGAAAAGUAAAAAAAAAUUGACAUAUUGUUUAGAUGUAAAUAGGAAUAUACUUUUCUUUUUGUUACGGAUGCCCUUUGAUUCCCGAACAUCAUCUUGGCAUGUAAAUGAAACUAUAAAGAUUUAACAUUGUUUACUGCAAA